GGUAGGCCUAACCGUAGAAAUAAAGCUGCGUUUUCAAAUUCCUCCGGCGUAGUGUGGACGCUUCGUAAGUCACGCCUGGUUUCGGAAUUUCCAAGAGGGUUUGAAAUAGCCAAUCCUGUGACGCGGAUUUUACUGACGUGGACAGUCUGAACGACUUAACACGCAUUUUAAUCCUUAACGAAAAUAUACACUGGCGUAGCUGGCGUAGUACCUUCAUCCGCUAGAGAACUGGUUGCCAUUUCUAAAAAUACCUUGAGAGGGUUCCAGGGCUUCAAAUAACGGCCGGUCAACAGACAAUGUCCGGUUAAAAAUAGGUUUUGUCCGGUCAAAUCCUUAGAUGGCCGGACAAUUUGUCCGGUCGUUUACGCUGGUAAGGAAAAAAUUCAGGGUUUCAAGUUUUAAAUAUUUAAAAGUUUAAUAUUAUUGGCGUUUGUGAAAAAGGAGGGGAAAAGGGGCGGAUACUUGACUACUAGACCAAGAACUUUUAAUAAAUGAUUCGUAAUAGUCAUAAAUCGUUGCACAUUUUCGAUUUGUCAUUUACCCAGUCGUCACCGCAAAUUAGCGGGUGUGAAUCACUUUAUUGUUUAUUUUAUGGUCCGUGUGGGUUUUGUGAACAUGACGUGAGAAGGAUAACAAAAAAAAGUCGGUACAAGGGUGUGAAAAUAACAAUAACAAAAAAGCAAGUUACAUUCAUUUGUCUACUUCUCGAAUAAAUGCUUUGAAAAUUUACGUGUUUCAUAUUUAACAUCAUGUGAAGUGGGGGGUGGGUGGACACUUUUAUAGCGGUAAGACGUAAUCGAUGUUUGUACGGCCAAAAAUGGGAUAUGUCCGAGCAAAAAUAGAUUUGACCGGACAAUUUGACCGGCGCCAGACGGGAAAUUAUUUGAAGCCCUGGGGGUCACUUUGCGAAUAAGGGCUAUGCAGCGAAACAGCUCUCGUACCCUUCAUUCCCUCUCGAUAUAUAAGAAGGAACAUAACAACACAGAUACAAUUUUCCUAGUUUUGCAUAGUUUGCAAACUAAAGAAAAUAACAUUGACCUUAACAUCGUGUUACGAGUGAAAGUAUCAGCUUUACGGCGCGAGGGAUUAUUUCUGGUUUAUUAUCCCAGGGAAAUGAAUUCGUUACCUUGUACAUGUAUAAACCCGUCAACGGUUAAGAUAUCUUCACCAUUUGUUGAUUCAAUGAUGUUAGAGCUUUCUUUUUAUUAACUGGUUAUCUAAGGAACUAAUGAAAGAAAUGCAGCAAUACCUGGGUACGCUGCGACAGUUGAAAGAUUUCGACGAAAACCUAGGCAGAGAAAUUGAAGCCAAAGCCUACCAAGAGCAAGAAAUAAUCAAGCGUGAGGAGGAAAUUGCUCGCUUACAACAAGAAAAUCGUGAACAAGAAAUGAAAAUGGAAAUGUUGCUAGCAAAACAACAGCAAGAAACAGAGAGACUCCGUAAACAAAUGUACGCUGAGGCAAAGGCUCAACGAGAUCAAAUGGAUAACAUGAUGAAAGCAAACAUGAAGCAGGCUGAAGAAGACAGACGAACUCUUAUCCAAGAUAAUCCGGCAUUAAACAAACAACUUGAAAUGCAAAAAUUAACUGAAGGAAUCAGUAUGCAGCAAAGGAUUGAGAACUUGAGACAACUGCAUCAGAAUCAGCUUAUGCUGCAGGAGGUUAAAAACCCAGGACACUUUGACGCAUCGUGUAGCGUUAUGUAAGCCCUAUUAAAUCGUCCAUAAGCUUAAAAAUUAAUUGAUUCAGUUUGUUCAUUAUCAUCAUCAUCAUCAUCAUCAUCACCAUCACCAUCAUCAACAACAUUUAUUUGCCACGUAAAUAAUAACAAAAGAUAUUGGCAAUACUCAAAAAGCGACGAGGAGACGUCCAAAAGAAACCACCAGGCGUAUAACGGAGGUCACUUCAGAAGUUAAUGUAUUGAUAAUUUUAAAACCCCUCGGGCGCGGCAUGACCAAUUCACAAUUUUGUAAAUAAAAAUGUGAUCAACUUUUUCUUAUAUAAAAUUGGCUAAGAUUUA
Messenger RNA from Orbicella faveolata, 2019 nucleotides. Its product is annotated as switch-associated protein 70-like. The record is from RefSeq and is a predicted model, not a curated record. NCBI's taxonomy places the organism in Eukaryota, Metazoa, Cnidaria, Anthozoa, Scleractinia, Merulinidae.